Messenger RNA from Synchiropus splendidus (mandarinfish), 2429 nucleotides. It is a transcript of the gene pnn, whose product is annotated as pinin, desmosome associated protein. NCBI's taxonomy places the organism in Eukaryota, Metazoa, Chordata, Actinopteri, Syngnathiformes, Callionymidae. The record is from RefSeq and is a predicted model, not a curated record. Gene Ontology annotation, cellular component: catalytic step 2 spliceosome. The transcript is spliced from 9 exons. The coding region runs from base 36 to 1985 and encodes 649 amino acids.
AGCAGACGCUCAGCUUGAGCUACAGUGUGAGCAAGAUGGCAGUGGCUGUGCGGAGCCUACAAGAUCAGUUAGAAAAAGCUAAAGAAGGCUUGAAAAGUGUUGACGAAAGCAUACGCAAGCUUACUGGGCGUGAUCCAAAUGACUCCAGACCGGGUCAGAUUCGACGUCUGGGGGGUCCUAUGGCAGGCCCCGGAGGAGGUAGAGGAAGAGGGUUUAACCUGCUCAGGCGUAGUCUCUCUGAUAUUGGAGGCGGAGGGCCCCCUGCAAAGCAAAGGGACAUUGAAGGAGCACUCCUGAGGCUUGCAGGGGAUCAACGGGCUCGGAGAGACACGCGACACGACAGUGACGCUGAAGAUGAGGACGAUGUCAAAAAGCCAGCGUUGCAGUCGUCUGUUGUAGCUACCUCCAAAGAGAGAACACGCCGUGACCUCAUUCAAGAUCAGACCAUGGAUGAGAAGGGCAAGCAGAGGAAUCGGCGAAUGUUCGGCCUGCUAAUGGGAACCCUGCAAAAGUUUAAACAGGAGUCAAACGUUGCCACAGAGAAGCAAAAGCGUCGCUCAGAGAUCGAGCAGAAGCUUGAGAUUCAAGCAGAAGUGGAAAAGAAGAAAGUGGAGUCUGAAAAGAGAGAGCUAUUUGAGGAGAGGAAAGCCAAACAAACUGAGCUGCGAGUUCUGGAGCAGAAAGUGGAGUUGGCUCAGUUGCAAGAGGAGUGGACAAGCCACAAUAACACACUGGUCAAAUUCAUUCGUACCAAGACCAAGCCACAUAUCUUUUACAAGCCUGCCAAAAUGUGCUCCGCAACACAGAAACUCCUCGAUGAAUCCACCAAGAAACUAAAUGUUGUGUUUGAAGAGCGGCGUAAGGCUUUUGCCGAACAACUCAGCAAAAUGGAGCCCCGACCCCGGAGGCAGACGCUAAGGGACCAGGAUGGCAACAGACCAGCCACAGGGACGGACCACUUGGCGGAGGGUAAGCCUGCAGGUCAGAUAGUCAAGGUGGCAGGUAACCAGGCUGAUAUAGAUAUGGAGGAAGAUGAGAACCAGGUGCAGAUAGAGGAGCCAGAAAAAGUCAGUGAGAGCCAGACAUCAAUGAAGGUUGAGAUUGAGGAACGUGAGGUGGUUGGUGCGGAAAAGAAGGAAUUGGAUCAGCUAGACUUUGAAGAUAAGGAGGCAGAGGAUAGCAUUGACAUCGCUGAGCAGAAAGAACAGGGAAAUGAGGCAGAGGAGAUGGAGGUUGAAGGCGGAGCAGAACAGUCAGUUGGUAGUGAGGUAGAAUCGGACAAAAGAGUAGUAGAUGCCCCGAAUGAUAAAGCCCAAGAGGCAAAAGACUCUGAACUUAGUGAGCAUAAACGCCAAGAGUCUGCCAGUCAGGAGACCAGCUCCCCAAAAGAGGAUCCUGCAGAACAGUCACCUGAUGUCCAGGAGGCCUCACCCAACCAAGAACCUGGAACAGCGAUACAACAGGAUUCUAAAUCUAAUCUGGAGUCUGGGGACUGUAUAGCCGAGAACAAAGAAAUGGAAGCAAAAUCAGAGGAAGAAGCAGAUCCGAAACCUGAGGCCAGAACUGAAGAGGUUCCGUCACUGACAGCUACUCCUGCCAAAGAUGAGGUAGAGCAUGUAAGAGGACGGAAGAAGGAAAAAGAGGCAAAGAAACGCCGCACUAAAAGCAACAGCUCUUCGUCCUCUUCGUCUGGAUCCUCCUCCAGUGGGAGUUCAUCUUCAUCCUCUGGAUCCAGUCGCUCUUCAUCCUCUUCGUCUUCAUCAUCCUCUUCAAGCAGCAGCAGAGAUGAUGGAAAGCGCAAACAGAAAGUGUCAGACAGGCAAAGGAAGAAAAGCGAGGUGAAAGGUCGCCAUAAAAGAGGAAGUAGUGGAGGAGCAGGAAGGGACCCCAAGGAGAAGAAGAAAAGGAGUGAUGAAGGCAGAGGCAGGUCGUCCCGCAGCGAUAGGGAGCAGAAGGAUAGAGACAGGAAGGACAAGAGACAUUAAACUCCUGCAGCUUUCAUGUGGAUACACAAAUUCAGACCGUGCAAAUUAUUUUAUCAUAUUUCAGCUAAUCAACUUGAGUCAGGUGGAAUAAUGCAUCAUUUUAGCUUGCUUAUUGGCUCACUAGCCCCUUUAACUGUCCGUGGCAGCCAGAGAGGUGUCCCGUCUGACUAGUCUUGGCAGGGCGGUCUCAGCUGCACUGGUGAUUGUCAAGGAUUUUUGAAAUACAUUAGUGUCAAUCUUGCACCUUUGGUGUUUUUAAAACGUUUCUUUUUUUGUCACACGUAAUUCUGUUUUGGUGUUGGCAUAUCAAACCAGUCAAAUUAUUGUUAAGGUCUUGACAAAUCCUUGUCAUUAGUUUGUCUCCUGUAACUUUGAGAACAUGUGGUUUGCUCAUACUGGUUUUAUAUUGUUUUGUAUCUGGUGAUCAGAUCCAAAAUAAAAUUG